CACAGUGCGGAUCUGCUGUGUUUCUAUGUGAUUCUGCAUGAUGAAGGAUGUUUGCUGAUCAGCUGAACACUGAGCCAUGCUGACGGAGCUGCAGAUGGGCUGGAGACGCUCCUCUGCACCGCUUCUGAUUCUGCUUCUGAUUCUGCACUGCACUCCGGUCUGGGGCUCCGUGCUGGAUGAUCUGAUCUACAAGCGCAGUGAAUAUCAGGAAAACUGCACUCGAUUCCUCACAGCGACUCUCCCUGCUGGAACUGGAACUUUCUGCAAUGGGACAUUUGAUGUUUUUGCCUGUUGGCCUCAUUCAUCUCCUGGGGUCGUCUCUGUACCCUGUCCUCCUUAUUUACCCUGGAUCAGAGAAGGUGCUACUGGAAACGUCUAUAAGGAAUGCACCGUCAACGGCACUUGGAAAACUGAGGAGAACUCCUCCACCGUAUGGAGAAAUCAGUCAGAGUGCGAAAACCAUUAUUUUUUCAAGUCCGAGGAGGAGGAGGUGUUUCGGCAGUCUGUGCUGAGAGUCCUGUCCAUUGUGGGAUAUUCGCUGUCAUUUUCCUCUCUGUGUUUGGCUGUUCUGAUCAUGAGUCUGCUGAGGAAGCUUCACUGUACGAGGAACUACAUCCACAUGAAUCUCUUCGUAUCGUUCAUGUUUAGAGCAAUAGCAGUGAUUACUAAAGAGGUUAUAUUACAAGUCGCCUACUCAAACCUGCCCCGGGACGAAGUGGGAUGGAACAGCUACACCAAAUCUGCGAUCUCCUUCAUCUGCAAGGCGUCGAAGGUUUCUCUGGAGUAUUUUGUGGGCUGUAAUUAUUUCUGGUUGUUGGUGGAGGCCGUGUUUCUGCACACUCUGCUGUUUACCGCAGUCCUCACCAGGAAAACACUGCUGAAGAAGUACAUCUUCAUCGGAUGGGGAACUCCUCUACUGUUUGUGAUUCCCUGGACUGUAGCCAAAACACUGUACGAAAAUAAAAGCUGUUGGAUGAAUAAUAUCCGCUGGAUCUGGUGGAUCAUCAGAGGCCCGAUCACACUAUCAGUGAUUGUAAUUUUCUGCAUUUUUCUGAAGAUCAUCAGACUGUUGUUGUCCAAGUUAAAGGCAGACCAGGUGAAGUUCACCGACUACAGAUACAGUUUAGCUCGAGCGACGCUGGUGUUGAUUCCUCUGCUGGGCGUCCACGAGAUCGUCUUCACGCUGAUUAUUGAUGAAUCUGUGGAGGGAAGCAACCGAUACGCUCGAAACUUCGUGCAUCUGACGCUGAGCUCCUUCCAGGGUCUGAUAGUUGCGGUGCUGUACUGCUUCGCUAAUGGAGAGGUGCAGGCGGAGCUGAAGAAGCGCUGGCAGCUCUUGGUUACCUCCAGUAACUUUGAGGUUCACAGCUGUUUCUCAGACAUUCACCCUAAACACCUGUGGAAGUUCUCGCAGAAAAGUCCUGGGCCACACCCACAACACACAGACACCAAUGGAGAAGGGGACCACGCCCCCUCACAGCCACACCCCCUGCAGCUCGACCAAUCAGCAGAGGCGGUGGCCUGUGGGCGUAGCUCGGGCCUGGAGCUGUACAUGAGGAAGAGUCUGUCCAGCAGUGACGGAGAAAUGACCUUAGGGGAAACCAUGGAGGAGAUCAUUGAGGAGAGUGAGUUCUAGAGCCUGUAUUUACACUGCACCACUGUAAAUGGCUUCUCUACCUGUUUUUUUGUAUAUAUGUGUAUAAUGUAACGGGAUGCCUUGACAGAGCUCCACAAUUUAAGCUUAGAAAGUUCGAAACUGCCCAAGUUAUCCCCCGCUAAACUAGCCCACAUGAACAUAAAUAUUAUAGUAAUUUAGAGUAAAUACUGUCUUUAUAUAAUACUAUAGUACAGUGUAUUUCACUGUUUACAUUAUAAUCUUUCAUGAAUGCUGCAGCAUACUGUAGUAUUAACUUGUAGUUGAGUGGUUGUGUUUCAGUAGCAACAAUAUAAUCACCCCAACAGAUCAAUUACUGUAGUUAAUGUGUUUCCAUAGCAACUGUAGAAUCACCACAACAGGUCAAUUACUGCAGUUAAUGUGUUUCCAUAGCAACUGUAGAAUCACCACAACAGGUCAAUUACUGUAGUUAAUGUGUUUCCAUAGCAACUGUAGAAUCACCACAACAGGUCAAUUACUGUAAUUGUUGUUUCCAUAGCAACAAUAGAAUCACCACUACAGAUUAAUUACUGUAGUUAAUGUGUUUCCAUAGCAACUGUAGAAUCACCACAACAGAUCAAUUACUCUAGGUGUUGUGUUUCCAUAGCAACAAUAGAAUCACCACUACAGAUCAAUUACUGUAGUUAAUGUGUUUCCAUAGCAACUGUAGAAUCACCGCAACAGAUUAGUUACUCUAGUUGUUGUGUUAUCAUAGCAACUAUAGAAUCACCACAACAGAUCAAUUACUGUAGUUAAUGUGUUACCAUAGCAACUGUAGAAUCACCACAACAGACAAAUAAUUUGUUGUUGUGUUUCCAUAGCAACUAUAGAAUCACCACAGCAGAUUAAUUGAAGUACUUGAUAUAGUAUGGUUCAAAAACAUUACAGUGUUCACAAUAAAUUACCACAGUAUUUCUUUCAUGUGGGAGUUCACUGAAGGCCUGUUUCAUUUUACUGUAACAUUGAAAAACUUGUGAAUUAGCUAUUUAUACAAAGUAAACAUCCUCUGUUUUCUUAGUUAGUUGCUUUGGCUCAUGGGGUAUAACACUAUAACCAAGACCUUUUUGCAAAUCCCUAUGGAACAAAUCUUCCAGAACCUUAAGUAUGCAGUUUAUACAAUGCUAGUGGUUUUAACUGGAUUUUAUAUCAGACACCAAAUUAUUAAAUUGGUGACUGAAAAUCCAAACAUAAACCAACAUUUAUAACGUCAUAAAUGGCUUUAAACUCUAAUGUUAAAAUGCAUGAAUGUGAUUCCACAGCAUGCUAAACUGUUCAUGUUUCUAAAUAUUUCCUACAUUUUAGAGCCAGAACUUCCCAGGUGAGAGAUACUGUUUUAAAUGAAUUCACUAUUUUAUCUGCAUGAUGUAGAGUUUAUUUAUGAGGAUUAACCCCUUGAGAUUUUUGAGGGGGUUCCACAGUAUAUCACAACCACAACAUAAUAACAACAGAAGAAUACGAAUGAACAUAACUGCUCUGUUUAACAUUAUGAUGUUUAAGGGUGCUUUAUGUAGUAAGAUGCGUUUUUAUUGCCAGUGUGUGUACAGCUUAUAACCUUCCAAACAAGACCUUCCUAGGCAGUCUAUAAAAGACUGUAGACUGAUUUUAAUGUGCAAGACUCUGGAAGAUUAAAACGAUGUGUAAGGUCUUUUAGAUUGCAAGUCUUCAAAAUGCACAUUAAAAACUGAUAGAAACCCAGCUAUAUUUAUAUUUACCUUGCAUUCACAUUUGGUAAAGUGGCCCAUGGGUAAAUUAACUCUAGAUUCGUUUUUUAUAAGUCAAACUGUGUAUAAGCUUCAUAGUUUAGUACAAAUACUACACACAAGAGUAACAGCAGGACUAGUAGAAUACCAAACCUGUUUGCAUGACUGUUACAUUCUUGAGUAAAUGAUUUAUAUGCAUAAAUUUGCAUGUGAUGUCACUCACAUGAUGGUGAUGAUUGUGAACAGAAGUGACUGUGUGUUUUGUGUCAGUGUAUUUCAUGGUAUCUUAAAGGCACAGUUCACCCAAAAAAUGAAAAGGCCAUAAUUACUAAACCUUUAAGAGUUUCUUUUGUCUGUUGAACACAAAUGAAGACAUUCAGAAGAAGGCUGGAAUAAAAAACAGCUUCCAUCGGAGGAACAAAAACUCAGUGUAAGACUAAUAUGCCAGAGUUUUUUAAGGUGAACUGUCUCUUUAAAACAGAUGGAAAUGAAUGCAUUUAUGUUGGUGCUUGGAGAUUUAAGUGUCCCUCAUGUUUAAUGUUUUAUACUGCAUGUUGGCGGUAAUAAAGAAUAUUUUUUUA
This is a messenger RNA of Danio aesculapii, 3935 nucleotides long. RefSeq names its product glucagon-like peptide 2 receptor. Gene Ontology annotation, cellular component: plasma membrane. The transcript has 13 exons. The coding region runs from base 77 to 1636 and encodes 519 amino acids. Lineage: Eukaryota; Metazoa; Chordata; Actinopteri; Cypriniformes; Danionidae. Gene Ontology annotation, molecular function: peptide hormone binding; glucagon receptor activity. The record is from RefSeq and is a predicted model, not a curated record. Gene Ontology annotation, biological process: cell surface receptor signaling pathway; adenylate cyclase-modulating G protein-coupled receptor signaling pathway.